AUGGCGGCCAGCCCUCAGCGAAGCCCCUUCACAUCUGCAGAUGAUACAGCAGAAACGCCAGAGCAGGCGGGAUGUUCAGCGGACUCGAAGGAAAAGGAGAUAAUUGUCAUCAAAGAUGACGAUGACACAUCCAGUAGUGACUCGGAAGCGAUAGACAUCAGUGAUCUGCACUUUGGCAGAAGGUCACAGCCCCUCCGUUACUCAAGAGCAACGAGAUACCACUUGCUGUUGGAAGUUGCUUUGGAACGGAAGCGGCAGAAGGAGGAGGACUGCCGCACGCUGAAGGCCCCUUGCAAGGAGAAGGUUCAGGAGAAGCCUGAUGCAACGAAGGAGCGGGCAUCUCAAGGCAGCCGCAAGAGUUGCAGCGCAAAGAAGGACAAGGGCGGUGGCAGUGCAUGCGCCUUGCUGUACACUACGGAUCCAUUUGCGUCGAGCAGCGAAGAGAGCGACGGCGACUGGGAACCACUUGCAGUGUAUGGGGAAGCGGCGCGAAGGCGGCUGCGGAGCAGGCAUUCGGAGACGGAGUCUGACUCGAAUGCAGAAACUGACGGCGAGGAGUGGGGCGAUGACAGUAGCGGAGACGACAAGACAGGAGCAGAGGCAAGUGGCGGCAAAGGAGCCACGAGCGCUGCCAAGGAGGUGAAUGCGGACGCAGAGGCCCCCGUUGUUGCUGCCAGCGAGGAGAAUGGAGCGGCUGAAAUGGGCUCUGGGGGGUGGCGAGGCGACAGGAAGAACCAAGCUGGAGGCAGAGAAGCGGCAAAGGAGGGGAGUCGCGAAACAGGGGCAUACAGGCAUGCCCAGGAGGAGGCAGGAGCUGCAAUUCAAGCCACGCCAAGAGGACGGGGUGCUCGAGGGGGGCGUGGACGAAAAGGUGGGGAGGGUGAGGCAGAAGAAACGGAUGUCGCAAGUGCGCAAAAGAUCCCGAGACGGGUAUUAGUUCGCAAAGUUUCCAAAGCAGAAGGAUACGCUCAAGGGAAUAGCGCUGAAGACGGCUUAGCAGCUGCAGAGUUUGGGUGUAGUCCCAAGCAGGGCAGCUCGCAUUUGAAAGCGAAACGGGUGCACCCUAUCAGCAGCAGCCGGAGCACCAGCGCCGGCGAUGCGCAUGAAUCAACAAUGCAGGAAAAGUCAAAACAUGAGGCAACGGAGGAAAGAAAGCAAAGGAGAAAAGGCGAGGCCCCAGAACGGUCCAGAACAGCGAGAGCCAAAGCUGCACUCGCGGAGCUCGAAGAAGCUGCAGUGUAG
Molecule: messenger RNA, 1242 nt
Organism: Cyclospora cayetanensis
Lineage: Eukaryota; Apicomplexa; Conoidasida; Eucoccidiorida; Eimeriidae
Exons: 2
Coding region: 1-1242 (413 amino acids)
Source: RefSeq, a predicted model, not a curated record